AUGUCGCUCGCGCGCGGUUUGACAGCCGCGAGCGCGUCGAACGGAGCGAGCUCGAGCGCGUGUGGGGUCCGAGCGAAGCAGCGGGCGAUUCGAAGCUAUUCGGAGCGCGCUCGAGGGAUCGAACCAAAGACGCCGAGCGCGCGCGGCGGUUCGAGCGGCUGGCGAAACGCACGGCGCGCGUCUUUGAGACGCGCGUACGCGAUUUCUCCAGCGAGUCAGGAGGCGGGCGAGGCAGAGGAAGGCUACAAUGACGAUAGCGACAGCGAAGACAGCGAUGAGGAUCUCACGGGAGAGUAUCGAGGAGCCGUGCUCGUGCGGUCGAAUGGGCAGAAAGGGCUAGCGACGACGAAUAGGACAAACAACGGACGGAUCGGCGGAAGCUGGAAGCGAGCUCUCGCCGGGAGCGAUUACGUAUCCAAGUCGAAGGGAGUGGAGCCGAGCAAGAUGGCGCUUGAUGAGGCGCAAGUGAACGAGGACGAGGAAAUCGCCACUGGACUGCGGGACGAGGUGCAGACGGUGGAGACGGUGGAGGAGGCAAGACGAGUUUUGAAAAUUCUACUCGAUAACGCUGGCACCGCGAAACGACCUCUGUAUCAUGCGUGUGACACGGAAGUGGCGUACAUCGAUGUCUCGGAUCAGACGCCCGUCGGGCACGGGCAAGUGACGUGCUUUUCUGUGUUCUGUGGACCUGACGUGAACUUCGCUCCCGAGGGCGAGAGCAAACGGAGCUUAUUGUGGGUGGACACCCUGCGAGGCGGAGAAGGAGUUUGGGAAGUGUUCAAAGAAUACUUUGAAAACCCGAAUGUGAAGAAGGUGUGGCACAACUACAGCUUUGAUCGUCACGUGGUUGAGAACCACCACGGUAUCAAACUCGCCGGUUUCGCCGCUGACACCAUGCACAUGGCCCGUUUGUGGAACUCGAACCGAGGUCUCGACGGUGGUUACAGCCUCGAAGCUCUGUCAUCGAGCGCGGAAGUCAUGAGUGACUGCGCGGAAAUGUUGGGCGCGGGGGCGGAGAUGAUGCGCGCUAAGAGAGGGAUGAAGAAGAUUUUUGGUAAGCCCAAGCUCAAGAAGGACGGGACUCCGGGUAAGACGAUAAUUCUUCCCCCAGUCGAAGAAAUUCAAGAGGACGUAGAGCAACGAGACAAAUGGAUUGAAUAUUCAGCUCUCGACGCUCAGGCAACUUGGUUCCUGCGCGAGUCGCUCGAGGCAAAGCUUCGAGGGAUGUCCUGCGAGGCGUGUCCAAUCUUGGCAAGCAAACCUGGUUACCGCAAGUGCGUCACGCUCUGGGACUUUUACACGUUCUAUCUCGCCGAGUUCGGCAACUUACUCACACAAAUGGAGAGAAAUGGGCUGCUCGUAGACAAAGAACACCUAGCGAACGCGGAGAAGAUGGCUCUGGAAGACAAGCGAGUUGCCGAGGAAUACUUCAGGACUUGGGCUUCGGCGAAGUGCGAAGGCGCGAAGUUAAUGAACGUCGGCUCUGGGCUGCAGAUUCGUCAGCUGCUGUUCGCUGGGGCGAAGAACAAGCGGCGUGAUAAACCAGGGGUCGAACUCGUGCGCGAGUUUACGCAAGAAUCCACGGAAUGGCUCGCAUGGGACGCCGCUGGUCGAGAAGGAAAGGCGCCGAAGAAGACCAUGAAAGUUGCUCUUCACGGUAUCACUGUGAAGCCGAUUCCAGUGCAAACUUUCACCGCAACAGGUUUACCGGCGGUGAGCAGCGUCGUGCUUCGGUCGCUGGCUGGCAAGCCGGGCGCGGCUCGCGCCAUCAUGGACGCUUGGGAUACGCUUUCAGAUGAGGAAAAGUCGGAGGAAGCGUUGAAGAAGGCGUGCGGUGGCGCGUUUGAUGCGUUUGGUGGAGGACAAGAAGGAGUACAAGCAUGUGCGGCGAUCGAUGCGUUGAAUGAUGUCGCGGCGAUCGACACGUUACUAUCAAACUUCAUCAUUCCUCUGCAAGGUGAUGAUAUUCGUGGGCCAGAAGGUCGCGUGCACGGCGCUUUGAACAUCAACACUGAGACCGGACGUCUAUCCGCUCGACGUCCGAGCUUGCAGAAUCAACCCGCGCUUGAGAAAGAUCGCUACGGUAUUCGAAAAGCGUUCACUGCGGGACCUGGAAAUGUGCUCGUCGUCGCGGAUUACGGGCAGCUCGAGCUUCGCCUACUGGCACACAUGGCUGGUUGCAAGUCCAUGCAAGAAGCGUUUGAGGCGGGAGGCGAUUUCCAUAGCAGAACCGCACUUGGAAUGUACUCAAACAUUAAGGAUGCGAUCGCCAAGGGCGAAGUCGUUCUUGAAUACGGAGAGCAAGAAGAAGGAGUCGACGAAAAGGACCGUCCCGCUCUUGUGAAGGAUGUCUUCGCGAGCGAACGUCGUAAGGCGAAGGUGUUGAACUUUAGUAUCGCAUACGGGAAAACGGCGCACGGUUUGUCGAAGGAUUGGGGUACUUCUCUUGAAGAAGCGGCCAACACCGUCGAGUUGUGGUAUUCUGACCGCCCUGAAGUCCGAGACUGGCAAGAGGUUCAAAAGAAAAUGGCGGUCGAGAAGAACUUGGUUCGCACCCUGCUCGGUCGCGUGAGAAAUUUACCCGACGCGUCAAGCAAGAACGAAGCCUUCAAGUCGCACGCGCUCCGCGCCUCCAUCAACACCCCGAUCCAAGGCGGUGCAGCUGAUAUCGCCAUGUUAGCGAUGCUCCAAAUCCAGCGCUGUCCGCGCUUGAAAGAGCUCGGAUACAAGCUACUCAUGCAGAUUCACGACGAAGUCAUCCUCGAGGGACCCGAGGAACACAAGGACGAGGCGCUUGCCCUGACGAAGUAUCACAUGGAGAACCCGUUCCCGGGACACGUGAAUCUCCUCGACGUCGCACUCGCGGUCGAUGGCGAUUAUGCCAAGACCUGGUACGACGCCAAGUGA
Messenger RNA from Ostreococcus tauri, 2907 nucleotides. RefSeq names its product 3'-5' exonuclease domain. The record is from RefSeq and is a predicted model, not a curated record. The transcript has a single exon. Gene Ontology annotation, biological process: double-strand break repair; DNA-templated DNA replication. Gene Ontology annotation, molecular function: DNA binding; 3'-5' exonuclease activity; DNA-directed DNA polymerase activity. Lineage: Eukaryota; Viridiplantae; Chlorophyta; Mamiellophyceae; Mamiellales; Bathycoccaceae. Bases 1 to 2907 code for a protein of 968 amino acids.